Messenger RNA from Entrophospora sp. SA101, 885 nucleotides. The record is from the annotation of a GenBank genome assembly. Lineage: Eukaryota; Fungi; Glomeromycota; Glomeromycetes; Entrophosporales; Entrophosporaceae.
AUGGAAUUUUUUUCAAUCAAUAUAAUAUCAGUAUAUUAUAUACCAUCAAUUAUUUUGCAACCUGAUGCUUUUACUCCAAUCUAUAAUGAUUUAGUUAUGGAUAAUCUUUUUCCUGACACAUUGCCACCAAAUAUUAUACCAUCGCAAACUGAUCUUUAUAAUCCAGCUGAUAAUGCAAUUCCAAGUCCGCCUUUAGAAGAUAGUGUUAAUGGUUGGCCAUCAUCACAUCCUUCCACCGGUCAACAAAAUCUUUAUGGUACCGCUCCUGGUUUUCCACCAAUAACAAAUGACUCUAAUUCGUCGUCAUCAUCACAAUACCUCGAUCCUAUCGAUCCUUUCAAUAUGUCAGUUUAUAUGAAUAGUGAGGAUUCUAACCUUUUAAAUAAUACUCACCGAAUGGUAAAUUUACAGCGAUCACCUCAUGAUAAGAAGAUAGAGGCACUUGGUAUUGAUAGCAAAAUUAAGAUUGAAGCACCUCAUACUACUACCAACAACAAUAAAGAUAAUAUUAUUAAAGUCGAAUGUAUUGAAAAUAGUGAUAAUGAUGUUGGAAAUGGGUUUACGGAUAUAAUGAUUGGAAAGGCCGGUUUGAAUGAUGUUGGUGAUUUAAUUAAUGGUAUUGCAAGCUUGAAUUUGAAUAGAGAAGAAGUAACGAAAACCACCACCACAUCAAUCACAACUGCAGCGCCUACAAUUGAUGAUGAAAAAUUAAAACAAUAUGCCAAAUUGAUCGAUGCUAUUCAUAAGAAAGUUAAUCUUAUGUUUAAGAAAUCAUAUCUCGAACAAAUCAACAACAAUAAUAGUAAUAGUGGUGACAAGGAUAAUGAUGCAUUGAUACUAUUGAAUAAUCAAGUUAAAUAUCAACAAAAUUUGACGGUGAAUUAG